Molecule: messenger RNA, 3851 nt
Organism: Drosophila ficusphila
Lineage: Eukaryota; Metazoa; Arthropoda; Insecta; Diptera; Drosophilidae
Product: cilia- and flagella-associated protein 61-like
Exons: 14
Coding region: 39-3752 (1237 amino acids)
Source: RefSeq, a predicted model, not a curated record
UCAAAUACACGUUCAACACAUAAUAUUUUUUGUGAAAAAUGCCUCUCAUUCAGGAGAAAACUUUGGUCGUAACAGCGGGUAUUCGGGAUCAACAGCGCUUAGAAGAUCUCUAUGAGACCAAGAAUACGUGGCAUUUUGGGGUGAAGGACACCCCACCACUGGAUACCCUGUUCACCAGGAACCAGGCCCAAAGGCUGUUGGUCUACAACAAACAGGAGUUUCACAUUGUGUUGGCAUACGCUGAAUUCGCCAUCCAUCCAAAUAUUCCGGUGCUUUCUAAUGAGCUAUGGUUGCAUUGGCUCAAUGCUCGUUUUUGCAUAGAACAUACCAUCACGUUGCUCAACUCAAUAUUCUUCAACUUCUUCAUCUGCAAAACAGCACAACCUGAUGCUCUUAGAUUAACUAUAUUUGAAGUCUUUUACAACGAGCACAAAGUCAACUAUGUGCUAGUGGUUAGGCCCCCGGAUGCUUUACCAGGCCAAUAUGAUGCCGUUGAAAAAUUUGGUAAGGCCUAUUACCCCAAAUACUCAAAAGUUUCCGAGCAGAAAUAUCUUCCUGCGGUCAUCAUAAUCCAAAGAAAGGAUGUAAUGCCUGUACUCUCUUUUCGAAAAGCAUUGCCCGAGGAUAAUGACGACAUAGUCGAGAUGAUAGAUUCCGAGGAUCCUGAGCUGCGAAGAAAGCAUGGUGACUUUUAUAUAGCAGAGCAUUUACUUGAGGCGGAAGGAACCAGUGAUAAUGAUAAAAUUAUAAUUGCUGAGUUUGAAGAAGAGAUUGCGGAAAAUGUCAAGGGAGCUGGCUUAAUGUGGCUAUCGGAAUCAAUAGGUAUUGAAAACCUUGUUAAAAACUUUCACUUGGAGCGUUUGGGCAAUUUGGCGCGAUAUACACAGGGAGCUAAGCAUGCCCGCGUGCUAAUUGAAGUUUUCUCUGUCGAUCAAAAAUCACACCGGGAGUUAUACACUAAAACACAAAUGGACGAAAUCUUAAGAACACGUGAAGAAACAAUUAGCAAAGACGGAAAAUUUGAAGGAAAGGCAGUUCUCUUCAGCAAGUUCAAAUACAUUUACGAUGAACUACGCAAGGGAACCUACUACAUGAAGGCGUAUAGGGAAAAACUGGAAGUUGCUUUCGAUUUGCCACCUGGCGAACAUUCGCACAGUGAAAAUCGAUUGCAGUUCUUGGGAAAGGCGUCCAAUGGAUUUCUGCUGAAAAUGUUCCAAUUGCAUCCACUGGUUCGCUUUGAGUACACAUACUUUUCAUUGUCAGCCAUGUUCAGUGCCUUUCCGGAUCACGAUUACUGUGUCACUUUAGUGCCAUCCACCGCAAACUCGAGUCCUUGCCAAAGGGAACUGCUGCGAUUCUUUUUGCCGGUUGCCCAUCGACCGAAUAGCUCCGUGGCGGAAAACGUCUUCGUGGCCCAUCGAAGUACUUUGUUUGGGGAGCUGCGAGUUCAACGCUUCGAAAGCCAGGAGCUUGAUGAAGUUAGAGCCCUGAUAAGUCCGUCGUCCAGUGGAAGAAGGACCUUUGUCGACGGCCUCGAAGCUGAUGAUGAAAAUAAAGACGAACAUGCUAAGGAGGUUCUCAGAAUUUUUGAGCAGAUCGUCGAGAGCAUCCUUGAGAAUCCCUUGACCGAUCUGAGUUGCUUUACCAUUCGAUGUGGUCAAUCCAAAAAGCACACCGACUGUCCCCUGGUGGGAUUUUUGGUUCUCUGUCCAUUUAAGGCUUAUGACGAUCUAAGCAAGGUAUUCAUGAUGCCAAGGGAUCAGUACAAUUUGACCCACAAUCGUGGAGAGAUUGUCAUGUUUCGGCUGCAUCCCUUUUUCCAAGUGUGGUGCACUACGAUUUUGCGCACGGUGGCUCUCUAUGAAAACUUCAAGGAACUGUACUACAUACACUACUACAGUGGCACUUCCCUUCCCAACGAUCUGACCUACAACAUGAUGCCCGUUGAACCGCGUCGCAUGAAGAAGAACCUAUUUAACUACAAGUGCUUCGCUUCGCACCAAAAUAGUCUUAACCAGGUUCCUCGUGCCUCCAACUUGGACAUCUGCUCCAGUCGAAUGCAUGUCUUCUGCCACAAUCUACAGCCCACCAAGUUUUUUACUGUGAAGCAUUCGGUGCUCAUCGUGGGAGUUGCGCAGGUCUGCCUCGCCUUCUUGCGUGUCGUCAUUUUUAGCUGGAACUCCAAAGACUUGCUAAAUUACAAAAAGUACAACUGCCUCCCGAUGGUGGACAUCACCGUGUUGGUUCCCCAUGGACUCGUGGAAGCGGCCUACGACUCCGAAUUUGCAUGCGGUUUCUGCGGAACCGGAAGAAACUGUUUUGUGCACAUCGGAAACCUGAAUCCCUUUGUGAGGAAUGUGCAACAUCGCAUGGAUGUAAGGCACUGGGUGCGAUUUGUUCCCGGAACCCUUAAGAGUAUAAAUAGGCAAGAAAAAGUGAUACAUUUAGAGGACGGUUGUUCCCUUCACUACGAAAAGCUCGUCCUAUUAGCUGCACCAAGAUUUGGUUUUGAGGAUAAGGUAUUCCAGGGAAAUUCGGUGCCGUUGAACUAUGUAAUCACCAGUUAUCGCCUGGACAGGAUUAUUUUCUACCGCAAGCUGACAGAGAUGACCGAAUCCGAGGAAUCUUACAACAUUAUAGUCUAUGGAUAUGGAUUGGCAGUCUACGAGUGCCUUAACUUCCUGGUCACUCAUGGGUGUAAGGCCCAGAAUAUCACUUAUGUACAGCCUCAUGUGCCUGUGGUUGUCGAGGAACAGGGAAAUCCCGAAGUGGAUGCAGGACUGGAUCCUAUCAUCCUCGAAAUGGUGGCCGAUCUUGGGAUCACGAUUUACCUGUCGACCAACUUCAGUAGUUUCGUUUUCAGCCCAAGUAAAGAGUACAUCGAAAAGGUGGAGUUCUUAUCGUUUCCCCGUAAAGAAAAGAUUGUGUUGGCGUGCGACCUCUUUGUGAACUACAAUCGGAGUUCAAUGACUACGGCAAUGGAAGUUGUUCUGGCCAAAGCAGGAAUUGAGGUGAUCGAUAGGCAGAUCGUAGUUAAUUCACGUUAUUGCACCAAUGAUCGUAAUAUAUUCGCAGCUGGUAGUUAUAUAAUCAUGCAGCCCAAGCCCAACUUCCAAUACACAGCAACAAGUCCGCAAGAAUGUGCUGAAAAAUUGGCCUACGAACUGAAUAUGGUAAAGAUUGUGAUGCAGUCGAGGUUUUCGCGUCCAUCCAUGUUCACAGGAUUGCUGCCAAUGGGCUAUCAGAUCGUAAAGUUCAUUCAGCCAAAGGCAGUGCUUAUUGGCCAACUUCCCGUAACUUAUUCAGCGGUUAUGACCACCUACGAAGAUGGAGACUUUUGUCGUAUUCGUCUGAACAAGAAGAUGAUUGUGAUUGAGAUGGUCUUCGUCACCAAAAAGCCAAAGAGACUGUACUUUAUGGAAUACUUUUGUGGAAAGCACUCUAUGCUCUUGAAUGAUUUGCACGGUCGCUUUCAAUCGGGGUGGAUUACAAACUUCUUGGAUUUCUUUCAACAACCUUGGACUGAACUUUUAAUGCACGAUCGCUUCGAAGAUUUGCAGUUGAAGAAUCGCAGACUUCUGCUCUCCAUGUUGCUGAUGAACAAUAAGGAUGCAAAUGUCGCCAGGGGAAGUUUGGAAGCCAGUCAGAGGCAGAGACUCGAAGAGAAUGUUAUCGACUUUGUAAGAACCUAUCGCAAAGAUUUCACACAUGAAUUCGCUUUGCCAGAAGAUUGGGGAGUCUUUAAUCUGUAAUUCAAAUUUACUUUAAUUUUUGUAUAUUUUAAUACGUCGAAUUAGAAGACCAAAUGAAUUCUAAAUUUACCAAAUAAUAAUAUUGAAUGAAGAUAUUUA